AUGUCCAGAAUACCGGUCCCAUCUUCUCUACGAAACCAGGCUUCUUCACCAACACCGUAUUCCAGCUCAAACCCCAACGCCUCUUCCACGUUUCCUGAACGUUCGCUCAGCCCUCUACCCAACCAGCCGCCUAAACGACAAAGCUCUUCGCUAAAUCCAGCUCAGCAAACUGGCAACAUGAGUACCGUCUCGGGAUACAGUAUGCACUCUGAAACGCGCAAGAAGACGAACAGAAGAGAUGAGGCUAUUCGCAAAAAGAUCGAAUCCGAACUUGCGCGCAAACGCACCAUCUCGACACACCAACCGCAGCCGCCUUCUCGAAGCCGUCGAGGAAAGAAUGCUCCAACCAAGGGAACUGUCGCGGCCUUGAAGCCUAGUCCCGCUCUGACCGUUCCGGAGAAUAUCACCGUCGCGGAAGCCAGUCAGUUAUGCGCCGCGAAGAGGACCGAUUGUGUUCUUGUCGUCGAUGAAGAGGAGGGGCUUAGUGGAAUCUUUACCGCAAAGGAUCUUGCCUACAGGGUCACUGCUGAAGGACUCGAUCCUCACAGCACCCCGGUAGCCCAGAUCAUGACUCGAAACCCCAUGGUCACUCGUGAUACUACGAGUGCAACUGAAGCCCUCCAGCUCAUGGUAUCCCGCCAUUUCCGCCACCUGCCUGUUUGUAAUGAAGAUGGCAAUGUGGUCGGUCUCCUCGAUAUCACCAAAGUUUUCCAUGAGGCCCUCGGCAAAGUGGAGCGUAGCUCUGCUGCUUCGGAGCAACUUUUCAACGCCAUGGCUGGGGUCCAAUCCGAACUCGGAGGCGUUGGGUCUAACCCGCAAGCCGCUGCUAUGCUCGCGUGGGCGGAGAAGUUGCGGGAGAAGACCGCACUCCCCGAUUUGACUACCGUCAUGGAUUCGCGCACUCACCCUGCUACAGUUGGUCCCAAGACCACCGUCAGGGAUGUUGCCAAGUUGAUGAAGGAGCGCAGGACGACCGCUGUCUGCGUUAUGGAGCCUCCUGGCCCUGGUACUCCCCACCCAAGAAUUGCGGGUAUCUUCACCAGUAAGGACGUCGUCCUCCGUGUCAUCGCCGCCGGACUGGAUGCUGGACGAUGCAGCGUUGUCCGUGUGAUGACUCCUCAUCCUGACACCGCUCCCCCUACCAUGACCGUCCAUGAUGCUCUCAAGAAGAUGCACAACGGCCACUAUCUCAACCUUCCUGUUGUCGAGGAAGACGGACGAUUGGUCGCUAUCGUCGAUGUGCUGAAGUUGACCUAUGCUACCCUCGAGCAAAUGAACGCAAUGUCUGGCGAGGCUGCUGCAAGCGACAACGAGGGUGGCCCAAUGUGGGGACGCUUCUUCGACUCCCUUGGACAAGACGAUACCGAGUCCGUCUUCUCUGGCUCGCAUGCAACUGGCUCAGUUCUCCCUGGAAGCAUGCACCUUGCCCAAUCCCCUCACUCUGAGGUGCACCCCAACGACUCUGCCUCUGUCGUCGAUGACGACAAUGGUUCCAUGUUGAGUUACAGCAGGAAGAAGGGCGUCUCGGUCCCUCUCGGCAGCGCUCCCGUCCAACCCGACGACGGUACCUACGUCUUCAAAUUCCGCACCCCCAGCGGGCGCACCCACCGCUUCCAGUCGCGCCACGACGACAUCCAACUUCUCCGUGAAAUCGUGGCCGGCAAGCUUGCCAUUGAUCCCUUCUUCACCGAGUUCACUGGCAACCCCGGCGAUGAAGUUCCUGACCCCAACGACUUCCACCUGUCCUACACCGAUGACGACGGCGACAGUGUCCUCAUGACCACCGAUAGCGACGUGGCCGACGCCGUCACAAUCGCGCGCAACCACAACCAACAGCGCGUUGUUCUGUUCAUCCAAGGUGGAAAGGGAUGGGCCGAGGCAGGUGAUAAGAGUGAGGCGAAGGCGCAAGAGGUUAGCGCGGCUGCGUUGAAGGAGGUCAAGGAAGUCGAGAAGGCCGAGGAAGAGGCUGAAGAUACACCUCUUGUCCAGACCCCACCCAAGGCUACUACUCCCCCUACACGCGGUGUUGUGCAUAACCCACAGGAAGAGGUCUUUGGUAUUCCCAAGGACCUGCUGCUCCCUGCCUCGAUCGGAGCGUUGGCUGUUGUGAUCAUCGGUGUGUUUACGAUCUCGAGGCUGACUGCCCCUUCGCACUAUUAG
Messenger RNA from Coprinopsis cinerea okayama7#130, 2160 nucleotides. RefSeq names its product CBS and PB1 domain-containing protein. The record is from RefSeq and is a predicted model, not a curated record. The transcript is spliced from 6 exons. Lineage: Eukaryota; Fungi; Basidiomycota; Agaricomycetes; Agaricales; Psathyrellaceae. The coding region runs from base 1 to 2160 and encodes 719 amino acids. Gene Ontology annotation, molecular function: protein binding.